Molecule: messenger RNA, 519 nt
Organism: Miscanthus lutarioriparius
Lineage: Eukaryota; Viridiplantae; Streptophyta; Magnoliopsida; Poales; Poaceae
Source: the annotation of a GenBank genome assembly
AUGGCGGCGGCCGGCGGCGAGAGCAUGAUGACGAGGGAGCAGCUGCUCCACCUCUUCUCCCGCUUCUCCUUCCUCACCUCCCUCCCCGAGGUCAAGCAGCGGAUUGCCGACGCUGUCAGGGACAAGCAGGAGGCUGUGGCCGUGACCACUGAAAUACAAGAGGAGAUUCUUCGUGAGAUGGGAGUAGAUCCAAGUUUCGGUAUUGGUUGCCUAGGAAAGGUCAACAUUGUUUACGAAAAUGACAAGGACUUGAUGAUUAAAUUCUAUCAAUUUGUUGCCAAAGAAGAAAUGGCUAUUGAUGAAGCUGAGCUUGAACCCAGAGAAUUAGCUGAAAAACUACAUGCUCAACAAAUAAUACAAGAACAGCAACUGAACAUGCUAGUUGAAAUGAGGAAAUAUAGCCCAGAGAGCCAAUCUGUUAUACUUGGGACUUUGCACAAAGAAUUGGAAGAAGCUAAUUUUGACAUCAAUGCAUCGAUCUUGAGUCCAGAGCAAAUCCAACAGAUUGUUCAAAAGUGA